This is a messenger RNA of Castor canadensis (American beaver), 1664 nucleotides long. It is a transcript of the gene Maneal, whose product is annotated as mannosidase endo-alpha like. Lineage: Eukaryota; Metazoa; Chordata; Mammalia; Rodentia; Castoridae. The record is from RefSeq and is a predicted model, not a curated record. Gene Ontology annotation, molecular function: alpha-mannosidase activity.
GCUCGGCUGGCCGGGACGUAGCCGGGCCGCACCAGGAGAGCGCAGGGGCCGCCAUGGCCCGGCGGCGGCGCCGCGCCUGCAUCGCGCUGUUCCUGGUGCUGCUGUUCGCCUUCGGCACCCUCAUGGGUCUGCGCACGCUCAAGGCUCCGGACGGACUCCCGGCCUUGGGACCCGGCCUGGAGCUGGCGCCCUUUGAACGACGGCUGGAGGGGCCCCCUGCACCCCCCGCCCGGGCCCCGGCCGCCCCUGCAGCCCCGCCGCCGCCGCCGCCGCCGCCGCCCCGCACCGCGGUCCCCCACGGCUCGCCGGGGCCGGUCCCCGCGGAGGCCGAGUCCGCCCCCGGGCAGAGUCUGCGCGUGUACUCCGACCUGCACGCCUUCUACUACUCGUGGUACGGAAGCCCGCGGCGCGAGGGCCACUACAUUCACUGGGACCACGUCAUGGUGCCGCACUGGGACCCCAAGAUCUCGGCCAGCUACCCUCGCGGCCGCCACAGCCCCCCAGACGACUUGGGCUCCAGCUUCUACCCGGAGCUGGGGCCCUACAGCUCUCGGGACCCCGACGUGCUGCGGGAGCACAUGACCCAGCUCAAGGAAGCCGCCAUCGGCGUCUUGGUCCUCUCCUGGUACCCCCCGGGCAUGGCUGAUGAUAAUGGGGAGCCCUCAGAUGACCUGGUACCUGCCAUCCUGGAUGCCGCCCGUCAGUACAGCAUCCAGGUGGCCUUCCAUAUUCAACCCUACAAAGGCCGGGAUGACAUCACUGUACAUGACAACAUCAAGUACAUCAUUGACACGUACGGCUCCCAUGGUGCAUUUUACCGCUAUAAGAACAGCAUGGGCAAGAGCCUCCCACUCUUUUAUAUCUACGACUCAUACCUGACAUCCCCUGAGGCCUGGGCCCACCUCCUCACACCAGAUGGGCCCCAUUCAAUUCGCAACACUCCCUAUGAUGGGGUCUUCAUAGCACUGCUGGUGGAGGAGGGUCACACCCAUGACAUCCUGGCUGCAGGAUUUGAUGGCAUGUACACCUACUUUGCCUCCAAUGGUUUCUCCUUUGGCUCCUCUCAUCAGAACUGGAAAGCUGUGAAGAACUUUUGUGAUGCCAACAAUCUCAUGUUCAUUCCCAGUGUGGGGCCUGGCUACAUUGACACCAGCAUCAGGCCUUGGAACAACCACAACACCCGGAACAGGGUCAAUGGCAAGUACUACGAGACAGCCUUGCAGGCGGCCUUGACAGUGAGGCCUGAGAUCGUCUCCAUAACUUCUUUCAAUGAGUGGCAUGAAGGCACCCAGAUAGAGAAGGCCGUUCCCAAGAAGACACCAACUCGCCUGUACCUGGACUACCUGCCUCAUCAGCCCAGUCUGUAUCUGGAGCUGACCCGUCGCUGGGCAGAGCAUUUCAUCAAGGAGAAGGAGCAGUGGCUUAUGUGAGAGGCUGAUGUCCAAACCUCGCUGGGUGAUAUCACUGGGAUCAGCUGAGGUUGUAGGCACUCACUGGUUCCCCAGUCAGCAGCUGGGUGCUUCUGGGUAUGGGCCAUCAAGACAGGGCUCACGUAAAACAGCCUGUUCCUCAGGCAGGUGGUGCUGGGGUACAUUGCAGUGAUGGAAAAAGAGGCUCACAGGUGACUGCAUGGAGGCCCUGACAGCUUCACAUUCUCGGAACAC